Messenger RNA from Ananas comosus (pineapple), 1981 nucleotides. RefSeq names its product tRNA pseudouridine(38/39) synthase. Lineage: Eukaryota; Viridiplantae; Streptophyta; Magnoliopsida; Poales; Bromeliaceae. The transcript is spliced from 16 exons. Gene Ontology annotation, cellular component: cytoplasm; nucleus. Gene Ontology annotation, molecular function: pseudouridine synthase activity; RNA binding. The record is from RefSeq and is a predicted model, not a curated record. Gene Ontology annotation, biological process: mRNA pseudouridine synthesis; tRNA pseudouridine synthesis. Bases 62 to 1564 code for a protein of 500 amino acids.
GAAAACUCGGAGGAGUUCCUUCUCAUUCCUCGCGGUGCGACGGCGCGCAUAGAGCCCCGUCAUGGCGGCGAGCGAAGAACCCACGCGGAGCGAUCCCGGCCGUCCGAUGCCCCCAUCCAACGGCCCCGAUCUUCCUCCGCCUGACUCCCAAUCCCUCCUGCGGUCGCUCCGCAUGCGCCUCGACGAAUUGGAGAAGGAGAACGAGAGAUUGCGUUCGCGGCUGUUCAAUUGCAGGUGUUCUAAGGCAGAAGAUGCAGCAAUUCGUCCCAUUGCUGCUGCAAGCUUAGAUGAGACGAUUCGAGGUGCGAAGCGGUGUGAAGAAAUCCAUGCAACUAAAGUAUCAGAGCAUUCUCAGAGCUUUUCUUCCGAUCAUUUGCUCAAUUCUUCUAUCAAUUCGGUCGAGGUGAAAACACAAACAGUUGGGUUAUUUCCGGGAAACUCCUCCGACUGUGGAGAGCGUGAGACAAGUUGCACGUCAAGGAUUAUUAAUCGCUGUUCCAAGAGAUAUAUUGCUCUCAAAAUCAUGUACUUUAGCCAGAGAUUUUAUGGUUUUGCUUCAGAGGCGCAAAUGGAGCCCACUGUUGAGUCUGAGAUCUUCAAAGCACUUGAGAGAACUAAGCUUUUGGUUGGCAAUAAAGAGGAGUCGCGUUACUCCAGGUGUGGUAGAACCGACAAAGGAGUUUCGUCGACAGGCCAAGUGAUUUCAUUAUAUCUGCGAUCUAAUCUAAAGGACAUUGGAGGGAACAGCACUGAACGCAAGAAUUCGGCAUCAGAAGAAAAAUGUGAAAUUGAUUAUGUAAGGGUGCUAAAUAGAGUCCUUCCAAAAGAUAUACGUGUAAUUGGCUGGUGUCCUGUUCCUGCAGAUUUUCAUGCAAGGUUCGGCUGUUUGAGCAGGGAAUACAGAUAUUUUUUCUGGAAAAGGAAUUUAGAUAUACUGAAAAUGCAGGAAGCUGCUGCAAAGUUCAUCGGAGAGCAUGACUUCAGAAAUUUUUGUAAGAUGGAUGCAGCAAAUGUGAGUAACUACAGGCGAAAAAUCACAAAUUUUAAUAUUUCCUCCUGCAAUGAAAGGUCGAAUGAUGAUGAACUGUGGGCAGUGACAAUUAAGGGAAGUGCUUUUCUCUGGCAUCAAGUACGCUGCAUGAUUGCAGUAUUAUUUAUGGUAGGCCAGGGCCUUGAAACCCCUAGUAUAGUUGAUGCACUACUAGACACUAGCAAAACUCCGAGAAAACCUCAAUACAACAUGGCACCCGAGCUCCCACUGGUUCUGCGGUCCUGUGAAUUUGAAAAUAUCAGCUUUACUUGUUCAUUAGAAGCAAGUAAAGCGGUAACUGAACACCUGAGGAGUGAAUAUCACAACUAUAUGCUCCAAGCAGCUAUACAUAAUGAAGCCUUGGGUUGCCUAUGCUCUCCAGAUAAUAGUUCACCAGAACCUGAUCGAAAGAACAGAGGUCAUAUACCUCUCUUGCUACGACAGACUGAGCCAUCAUACGAAGAACGGCUAGCCAAAUUCAACGCAAAAGGGAUUCGUCGUAGAUCUUCUGUAUCGUCUUCGGGCAAUGUAUAGUCAGUGCUGAUAGAGCUUUACACUUGCUGGAAAAUUUUCUGGUAAACUUGUACACUUUGCAGAGACCAUUAGAUUGAAUUGUUGAAGAUAACGGCAUCUUAUUCAUAAAUUUCACCUCGUUGAAAAUGCCUGUAGGCAGACCAACAGGGAAGUUGAAGUUGAGCGAGUAACAACUGAGAGACUUUCUUACCGCGGCCUUUGGACAGCAUAUUGCCAAGUGUGCACUUCAGUAGGAAUGUCGUUUGUCAUAAAACUUUUUUAAGUAUGUUGUACAAGGUUUCCCUGAGUAUGUUGUACAAGGUUUCCCUCUUCACGUUAUGUAUAUUAGAUCAAUUGUGUAAUUACCUUUGAUUGGUGACAGAGUUCCACGUAUUAGAGAAAGGUUCAGAAAUUUGAGGGCAUUGAUCGGUUCAGAAA